Molecule: messenger RNA, 1767 nt
Organism: Fraxinus pennsylvanica
Lineage: Eukaryota; Viridiplantae; Streptophyta; Magnoliopsida; Lamiales; Oleaceae
Source: the annotation of a GenBank genome assembly
AUGCAAGUUCUGGCUGUACAAACACCCCAAAUUUUAAUUGCAACGAGAAAAGGGAACAAGAAGAAGCUUCCACCCUUUUUCGUGUUGAGCAAUUCAUUUCCCUUUUGCUCUUUUGUGCCAAGAAGAAGUAUUACAUCAUCUUCAUGUUCAUUGCAAUGUAGAGAGUCACAAUGGAUGCAAGCAGGACAUAGAGCUAUCAAAACAAAUGCAUUGAAUGUUGGUACAGGAUCUGGUGACUCUGAAAGAAGACCGGAAAAUGAUAACCAAAGUUUCUAUGUCAGUGGGACACCCAGUGAUAUUUCGUCUCAAAGUGAGAAGUCUCCUAAUCGAAUUCUGUAUCUCCUCUCUAUAGCCCUUGUGCUAUGUGGAUGUGCUUUAGUAUUUUCACUGAUUGCUUUCAUGAAAGGACCUUCAUCACUCUUAGCAGCAAUUGCAAAGUCAGGCUUCACGGCUGCAUUCUCCUUGAUAUUUGUUUCCGAGAUUGGGGACAAGACAUUUUUCAUUGCUGCAUUGUUGGCUAUGCAAUACAAGAAACUACUGGAAUUGGAUAAAAAGAAACAGAAGGGUAGGAGAUCCCCGUCAAGGCAAACCGAACACACGCCUAUAUCCCCUUCACGCCUCAAGCUCUUGAACUCAUCACAACUGUCCACUCCUUUGCUUUGGAAAACAGUUCCGUAUAGUGGCAAAAUGCAAGUUCUGGCUAUACAAACACCCCAAAUUUUAAUUGCAACGAGAAAAGGGAACAAGAAGAAGCUUCCACCCUUUUUCGUGUUGAGCAAUUCAUUUCCCUUUCGCUCUUUUGUGCCAAGAAGAAGUAUUACAUCAUCUUCAUGUUCAUUGCAAUGUAGAGAGUCACAAUGGAAGCAAGCAGGACGCAGAGCUAUCAAAACAAAUGCGUUGAAUGUUGGUACAGGAUCUGGUGACUCUGAAAGAAGACCGGAAAAUGAUAACCAAAGUUUCUCUGUCAGUGGAACACCCAGUGAUAUUUCGUCUCAAAGUGAGAAGUCUCCUAAUCGAAUUCUGUACCUCCUCUCUAUAGCUCUUGUGCUAUGUGGAUGUGCUUUAGUAUUUUCACUGAUUGCUUUCAUGAAAGGACCUUCAUCACUCUUAGCAGCAAUUGCAAAGUCAGGCUUCACAGCUGCAUUCUCCUUGAUAUUUGUUUCUGAGAUUGGGGACAAGACAUUUUUCAUUGCUGCAUUGUUGGCUAUGCAAUACAAGAAACUACUGGUUCUUCUGGGAUCAAUGGGAGCACUAUCACUAAUGACUGUCCUGUCUGUCAUUAUUGGACGAAUAUUUCAUUCAGUACCUGCUCAAUUUCAAACAACCUUGCCAAUUGGAGAAUAUGCUGCUAUAGCACUUUUGAUGUUCUUUGGCCUCAAAUCAAUUAAAGAUGCAUGGGACCUUCCAUCCACUGUAGCUAAAACUGGUGAUCAAGGUAGUGGUGAAUUUGUUGAAGCUGAGGAGCUUGUGAAAGAAAAUGUAUCAAAGCGGCUCUCAAAUCCACUUGAAAUUGUGUGGAAGUCGUUCAGCCUUGUAUUCUUCGCUGAAUGGGGAGAUCGCUCAAUGCUUGCUACAAUUGCUCUAGGCGCAGCACAGUCUCCAUGGGGAGUCGCAAGUGGAGCCAUCGUCGGACACCUGCUCGCUACAUCUUUUGCGAUUCUCGGAGGCGCAUUUCUUGCUAAUUACAUUUCUGAAAAACUGGUUGGAUACUUGGGUGGAGCUUUAUUUUUAGGAUUUGCUGUUGCCACAUUUUUUGGAGUCUUUUAG